AUGCAGACGACACCACCAUUCUGGCCCCAGCAGACGUACCCUCCUCCACGCCGGGUGUCCAGAGUCUCCUGGACCAGAUUGACUGCUGGGCAAGAACGAACUGCCUCUCAAUUAGCUUCCACGAAAGUGCUGCAAUGCGAGUUUCCAAAAGCCGUUGCACCGUUCCUCCUGCAUACUACUUGUCAGGCUCUCCCAUUCCUAGAGUUCAGUCUCUCCCAAUCCUUGGGGUUGUGUUCAGUUCAACUCUGGACUUCUCACCUCAGAUUGCAGAGCUUCUUCGUGGAGGUGUUCCUCCCGCGUGGGACUGUUCUGCUUGCUUGUGUGUUCUGCCCACCCAAUCGCCGCGAAGAAUCGUACUCACUCUUGGACGCUUCGCUCUCUCGCGUGAGAUUCGAGUGCUACAAGGAUGUCUUCCUCCUUGGCGACUUCAACUCCCACAUUGACUGGUGGAGCCGCCAAGAACCUUAUCCUAGCGACCUCACCGAUGAUAUCCUCCUUGACGUCACAUCUGCUGUGGGCCUCCAACAAGUGUGCCGCUUUGCCACCUACCAAGCCCAGCUUGCGCAGGGCCGUGCCUCAUCAUUUCUCGAUCUGGGUUUUACCACAGACAUCACUCGGAUGCUCUCCUGUGACGUGUAUCCUGGCCUGUCCGGGAGCGACCACCAAGCAAUAGAGGUUGAGUAUGCCACUUGUCUCCCUCUGAAAGGCCGGUUCGCGCGGACUAUGUGGAACUUUUAUCGGACCGACCAUGCCCAUAUGGCUAAGUUAGCACAUCUUGCACCCUGGUGUCUUACCACUGGGGACGAUUGCGCUGACAACUACGAUCUCUGGUGCGACUUUGUUGGCGCCAUCCAGAAAGAAAGCGUGCCCUGCUCGCGUAGUUCCACACGAAGGAAGAGGUCCCCUUGGAUCACCCCCGAAAUCAGGAAAAUGGCUGGCCAGAAACGAGCCCUCUUCAAACGUGCCGCUCGUGCACAAUGCCAGAUUUCACUUCAGAGGGCUAAAGAUUUGCAGCGCUCAAUCAAGUCUUCCAUCUCUCGUGCUCACAGUGCUUACGCCCACACCAUCUCUAUGAAGGCAAAAAAGGACCCUAAGCUGUUCUGGCAGUAUUUCAAUGGGCUUCAGUCUAGCCGACAGCGUCCCUGUUUCUCCAGAGACCAUCACCCCAUCACGUCCCCCAGGGACAUAGCCCAACUCUUCGCUUCACGGUUCUCCUCUGCUUUCAGCCACAACUCCUCUACUCCAGAUCCCGACCUUCUUGUGCAGACUAUCGAAGCUUCCACCUCCCAACCUGUAACCUGCCUUCCAAAUUUGUGCUUGUCUCUCGACGACCUGCAUGAAGCUGCCCGACUGAUCCGGCCCUCCCACUGUGCUGGGCCUGACCUGCUCGCCCCUACUUUCAAGUCCCUAUUCCCUUACCUAUCUUUCUCCUUGCUCUCACUUUUCCAAUCCUUUCUCGACCACUCCUACGUGCCCUCCGCGUGGAAGAAGGCCCUUGUGACACCAGUUCACAAGGGUAAAGGGAAACCUCUCAACGACCCUUCCAGCUACAGGCCCAUCUCUAUUACUUCUAUCCUCUGCCGCACUUUCGAACGCACCAUCAACCAGCACCUUCUUCGCUUUCGGGACAACAACGGCCUUCUUUCUGCCUCCCAGCAUGGUUUUAGGCCCAAUCGAAGCUGUGAGUCAGCUCUCGCUACUAUUGUUCACCACAUAGGCAAUAACCUGGAUAACCUUUCCCCAAGUGAUAUCAUUCAACUAGACCUGUGCAACGCCUUUGAUUCCCUCGACCACUGUAUCCUCCUCCAGAAAAUCGCUCAAUCCGGUAUGUAUUCGUGGCCCCCUGCUACUCUGGCUGAGCCGCUUUCUUAUCGGUCGCUCCCACCGUGUAUUGUUCCAUGGGAAGGCCUCCGAUGA
Ixodes scapularis (black-legged tick) is the source of this 1917-nucleotide messenger RNA. RefSeq lists its product as uncharacterized. The transcript has a single exon. Gene Ontology annotation, molecular function: catalytic activity. Lineage: Eukaryota; Metazoa; Arthropoda; Arachnida; Ixodida; Ixodidae. The record is from RefSeq and is a predicted model, not a curated record. The coding region runs from base 1 to 1917 and encodes 638 amino acids.